ACACACACACACAGACAGAGACACGGGCGAUGCGGUAGGAGGGGGAGCCUGCCUGCGGGAUGGUGGCGAGCUGCUCCAAGAGGAAAAGCCCAGGCUGUGAGCCCCCGGCGGAGGAUAUUAAUUAUUGGGAUCACGAGAUAGCUGCAAACAAUGUAAAUGAGGAAGAGCAAACAUGUCUGUACUUGACUAAGCUCUUUGAGAAUUCCCUGUCCAGAGCCAAGAAGACAAAGCUUAACUGCUCUGAAGUAUUAGUCCCAGAAACAUUGAUCAGGAAGAUAGCCCAGGACGUGUUGUGCCUGUCCUCCAGUGAACCCUGUGGUCUACGUGGCUCCAUCAUUUACAUCAAUGUGGAAACUGGGAACACGUGUAAGAAGCUGGAUCGGAUUGUUUACGAUUCAAGUGUGGUCCCGACAUUUGAAUUGACGUUAAUCUUCAGGCAGGAUGGCAGCUCCUGGCCAAGCCUCAGUGACUUCUUUUUUAUUGGUACCUGUUUUACAGCUGGCUUCAGGCAAGCACUGAAACUGAGCCCUGGGUUUUGCUUGAUAAAGAAGAAGCUAUAUUCCUCCUCAGCCCGGACAGUUAUAGAGUGUUAGCUCACUUGAGUUUUAACAGCAAGUACCCUUGGUGCUGCAGUUCACUCAUUCUGCUGGCAUCUCUGUUGUGUGGAUAUUAAUGCUCUUGAUUUUGACCCAUCUCCAGCAUUGCCUGGGAAAAUUCAUUAUCUAGUUAACAAUGUGACUUCCUUCAUAUGUAUUCUUGUAUAGAAAUUGCAUUAAUGUAGCACCUUUUGUACUGUCUAUAUCCCCAAGAACUUGCCAGUGAGUGGAAUCUGAUAUUGGCUUAGUAGCAGGAAAUGUGGCAAUGAAUCUUUAUUCAGUAAAAUCAUGAGAUGAAUAACUCCAAUCUGAAGUGGACAUGAGGGAAAUGAAUCUCGAGUCAGACAGACCGGUGUCUGUCCUCGAUCAUUCGUCACUGAAACGAUGAGAAAGCUUGUUGGUCAUGUAUUGCUGUGUGAUUAUUACAGCUACCCCUCAGACUGCAAGAACCCUGUUUUACCAUAUCCCAAACAAAGAAGAGAUGGUAUCUUGAACAAUGCAGGCUUCGUUUUGGACUAAACUGGAGUUAAAUGGGGUUUGAACCGACUUGAGACUGAUCCAAGCUGCUGAUAGAUUCUCAAACUUGCUGAUCGGAGUGGAACUAUUAGUCCAGCCUUGCCCAAGGGUUGAUGAUUGAGUAACUGUUGACUGAAAUCCCUAAGUAUCCUUCCAACCUUUCUAAUUACUAGAAAAUUCUCGUUAUUUUCAAAACUUAAAUGCUUUCAAGUGUCUAUACCAGGAACAAGCUGGUCUCUUUGAAGGGGCAGUGCUGGAGGUUAUAUAUUCAGAAAUGAAACAAGCUGUUUUACCAAACUGAAGAGACUUGCUAGGGUUUUACAAAAUCUAAUACUUUUGAUAUCAUGGAGCCUGAUGAGAUGGGUAGAUGUGACAAACUAUUUAUAUGCCAGGUUUCGGGAUGAGUCAUGUGGAGAGCUGGUUUGGAAACCUCAACCACAUGUUUGCCACUUGCACUUUUGUGACAUCGAUUUGCACUUUUUUUUGGUCGAACUUGCACUACAAUUGUGGGAGUUCACAGUUUAGUUUGCCAGUGCUCUCCAAACUGCUUUGACAGUUGUAUAGGAUUUGGACAAAUAAUUACUCACUACACUGUUUGAAGGUUUCAAUCUUUACCCUGUGUAAUAAAUUAAUGCAGUCAGCAUUAAAAGAAAAUGCUCCUUUUAAAGAAAUUUGUUAAAUUUGUUGGACAAUAAAUGAAUUUUGUAAUCUGA
Chiloscyllium plagiosum (whitespotted bambooshark) is the source of this 1825-nucleotide messenger RNA. Its product is annotated as DNA damage-inducible transcript 4-like protein. Gene Ontology annotation, biological process: negative regulation of signal transduction. Lineage: Eukaryota; Metazoa; Chordata; Chondrichthyes; Orectolobiformes; Hemiscylliidae. Gene Ontology annotation, cellular component: cytoplasm. The record is from RefSeq and is a predicted model, not a curated record.